This is a messenger RNA of Suillus subalutaceus, 348 nucleotides long. RefSeq lists its product as uncharacterized. The coding region runs from base 1 to 348 and encodes 115 amino acids. The transcript has a single exon. The record is from RefSeq and is a predicted model, not a curated record. NCBI's taxonomy places the organism in Eukaryota, Fungi, Basidiomycota, Agaricomycetes, Boletales, Suillaceae. Gene Ontology annotation, molecular function: nucleic acid binding; ATP binding.
AUGUUAACGUUAAUUAAAUAUAGAAUAUCCCAUUUGAGCAUCACAUGUUGGAAGCCCCCAGUUUGGGCGCAGGAGUGCUUUGGAAAAUGGCCAUGCAUUUGGCAGAUCAAAGUCACACAAGCAUUCAUUGAAAACAACCGUGACAUUGUGUGUAUUGCUGGGACAUCAAUGGGGAAGACUAUGACAUUUUGGAUGCCUUUACUCUUCAAACCUGGCCUUCAAAUUAUUGUAACUCCGUUGAACCAGCUCGGGAGACAGAAUGUUUCAUCGCUGGCAAAAGCAGGCUUGCUAAGUAUAUCCAUAAGUUCAGAGACAGCUAGCUGGAGUAAUUUUUGCGUGAGGAUCUAA